Aaosphaeria arxii CBS 175.79 is the source of this 1368-nucleotide messenger RNA. Its product is annotated as WD40 repeat-like protein. Gene Ontology annotation, molecular function: mRNA binding; protein binding. The record is from RefSeq and is a predicted model, not a curated record. Gene Ontology annotation, biological process: mRNA splicing, via spliceosome. The coding region runs from base 1 to 1368 and encodes 455 amino acids. NCBI's taxonomy places the organism in Eukaryota, Fungi, Ascomycota, Dothideomycetes, Pleosporales. Gene Ontology annotation, cellular component: catalytic step 2 spliceosome. The transcript is spliced from 4 exons.
AUGGCGGGCGCAGGCAAAGUUCCCACCGGUUUUGCAGCCGAAACGUACAUCAGCGAAGCUAGCUUUCGACAAGCACACCGAUCGAUCGAAGGCAACAAUGGGCAAUCAAAGAAGAGAAAAAGGGAGAAAAAGGGCGAUUCCAGCAUAAUGUCUGGCGCCGGAGCUUACAAGGGCCCUUGGGCAAGGUUCGAGGAAGAGCGACCGGACGCUGCGUUGGACGAUGAGUUUGGAGAUGACGAGGAAAUCGAGAUUGUGUAUGAGGAGGAUGACAUAGAGGAGAACCCCACGGCGGCGCCAAAGAAGCUUGCGGGUACUGAUUAUGCGGACACCGAGGCUGAGGGCGAGACGAGUGAAUUCGUGGGAAGCCAGGAAUACGAUUAUCAAGGCAGGACGUACAUGCACGUUCCAACUGAUCUGAACAUCAAGCUCACGGGAGACCGCGGGGACGUCAAGAAUUUCCACCCCAAGAAACUCAUACAUACAUUCAAAUAUCACACCAAGUCGAUUACACAGACCAGGUUCUUUCCAGAUUCGGGGCAUCUUAUUCUCUCGGCAUCGGCAGAUUCUAAGAUUGCUAUCUGGGAUGCGUACCAUAAUCGUGAACUGCUACGGACGUACUCUGGCCACAAGAAAUCGGUCAACGACAUUGACUUUGCACCAAGCGGUACCCAGUUCAUUUCCGCAAGUUAUGACCGCUUCAUGAAGCUUUGGGACACCGAGACGGGCAAAUGUCUCAACAAAUUUACCACUGGAAAGACACCCCAUGUCGUCCGUAUCAACCCGUCUUCGCCCCAUGAGUUCCUGGCUGGAAUGAGCGAUAAGAAGAUCUUACAAUACGAUACCCGAAGCGGAGAACUCGUGCAGGAAUAUGAUCAUCAUUUGGGGCCCGUCAAUACAAUCACAUUCUGUGAUGAAGACCGACGAUUCGUCACAACAUCAGAUGACAAGUCCCUCCGAGCUUGGGAAUAUGGAAUCCCCGUCCCGAUCAAGUUCAUUGCAGAAGCGGAUAUGUUUGCUAUGGUCCGCUCUUCGCCCCAUCCGUCGGGCAAGUACAUGGCUUUCCAGAGCUCUGACAAUCAGAUCGUGGUGUACUCGUCCACUGACCGAUUCCGCCAAAACCGUAAGAAGAGCUAUAGGGGCCACAACGUUGCUGGUUACGCGCCUGAUGUGGCCAUCAGUCCCGAUGGACAAUUCGUCAGCUCUGGAGACAGCGGAGGCUAUGUUUGUUUCUGGGACUGGAAGACGUGUAAGAUGUACCACAAGAUUAAGGCAAGCGAUUCCCCGGUCUUGGCUGUGCAAUGGCAUCCAAGGGAGACGUCGAAGCUUAUCACGGGUGAUCUCGACGGCGUCCUGAAAUAUUGGGAUUAG